AUGACAUCAUCUAACUCUUCUAUUUCUCAUUCAUCAAUCCAAAUUUCAUCUUCAGAACCUGCCAUCAACUCGACUUCAAAUUACACUUCGGAAUCCAUUAAAUUAUUAUUGAUGAAUGAUAGUGCAAAUUAUAAAGUUAUACCAAAUCAAAGUAAACGUGUCUCAGCUGGGUGUUGGAAGAGAAUGGAAAUGGGCUUUCCAGCUAAAAAGUUACAUGAUAAAGACGAAUUUAUAGCGAUUCCUAGUUUUGCAUCUUGCUUUAAAUGUUGGGAAACUUAUCGUUAUGUAAAUUCAAGCACUACUCACAUCAAUUCUCAUAAAUGUCCUAAAUUAUUAUCAUCAAAUCAAACAUCUCUUCAUCAACAUUUUUUAUUAACAUCAAGUCCUCGUCAAACUGAUCAACACACAGUUCCUGUUUCAAAGGCUAUUGUUAAAAGAAAAGAAGAAAUGAAGAAAGUCUGUGCUCGAUGGAUCGCCCAUUCAAUGCGAUCUUUUCAAAUUGUUCAAGAUUCCGGUUUUAAAGAUGUAAUCGACGUAUGUCUAACAAUUGGUCGAGAAUUCGGUUCUGAUACAGUGAUAUCUUCUAAUGAUAUUAUUAGUUGUGAUCGAACAAUUAAAAAUGAAAUUAAAAGGUUAGCUGCCCAUGAAAGAUUAUUACUCAAGGAUCGUUUGGUGGAAGCUGUGAAAUAUGGCGGUGUGUGUAUCAGUCCAGAUAUAUGGAGCGACAAGUAUCGUAAAAUUUGUUACUUAGGUGCAACAGUUCAUUUUGUCGAAAAAGAUAACAAAUAUUACUCAGUUGAUUUAUUUUGCACUGAAUUUAAAGCAAAAAAGAAAAGCGGUGAAAAUAUAAUGAAACUGUUACGCAAGGAAUUAUUGUCUUUUGGAUUAGAAGACUAUCUGUCUGAUAUAGUAUUUGUUACUGAUCGUGGUAGUAAUUUCGUUAAAGGUUUAGAUGGCUUUACGGUGCUUUUUUGUACGGCUCAUCGUCUUAAUAAUAUUCUGAAGCACACUUUUUAUCAAAAUUUGCCAAAGGAAAAAAAGAAUGACAAAAAUAAAACAACAACAACAGUUAUUGAACGGAUAGAAAAAACACCUAAUAAAACAACUAAAUACAGAACCACAAUUCAAGCAUCACCAGAAACCGAUUCUCAGACAAAAUUAUUCGAUGGUGAAGAUGAUUGUGAAACGGAUGAUUCCGAAGUCAGUGAUGAUGAUAGUAUUGUUGACUAUUCAUCUACUACAAUUAAUGACCUACCAACGUCUGCAAGAGAAAUUUUAGAUACUAUUCAUUAUUGUAAAGCUUUAGUCAACCUUGAUCGUCAUAUUCAAGUUGAACAAGAAGAUGAAUAUAGUUCAACAGCUGAUGAUGAUAGUCAUAAAAAACAAUUCUCAAAAUUCACCACUCUUCAUCAAUCUUCGAUCGUUCGAUGGCUCUCUUUACAUGAAUUAUUAUCAAGUAUUGAAAAAGCUUAUCAUCCUCUGAAACAUAUUUUACACGAAAAACAAGAGUCAUCAAGACUCGAGAAGAUCAAUAUGAAUAUUGUUAGCCAAUUAAUACAAUUUUUGGAGCCAUGGAGAUAUGUAAUAAAUGAAAUCCAACUUGGUAAUUCACCAUCAUUAUAUAUGGUAUUACCUUGUAUCGGUUAUCUAAAGCAACAAAUUACAAAAAUGGAACGAACAAUGAGAGGUGGUAUGAAAUUAUUUGCUAAACGAGCAUCACAAUUAUUAGAAUCUAUGUUCAAAAUUGAAAAUUUGCACGCUAUGGGAACAUUUUUACAUCCAAACUAUAAACAAUUAAGAAAUGCUACACAAAUGCAAAUAAUUGAAUGUCACCGUUCAUGUCGAAUGGCAAUUCCAGCAUCAUCAACUUCGACAACUAUAUCAUCUAAUGAUUGUAAUGAUAUUAAUGAACCUUUAGCAAAGAAACCGAAACUUUUCUUAGAAUCAUUAAUGGAUGAUGUAACUCCAGUUGUAGUGACACAAACAAAAGAUGAAGUCGAUUUAUAUAUUGAUUUACAACUUAAGGAUAAUGAGAUUUAUACAAAUCCACUUAUAUUUUGGCAACAACAUCAAUCAAUGUUCCCUUAUUUAAGUAAACUUGCAAGGAAAAUAUUUGCAAUUCCUUGCAGUUCUGCCGCUGUGGAACGUGCAUUUAGCGCAGCUGGACAGGUAGUCACACAGCGUCGAUCUAGUCUCGAACCUACUACAAUUAAUGAUAUACUUUUUCUACGCUCAGUGGAAAAUAAUAAAAGACAUUUAUAA
Molecule: messenger RNA, 2262 nt
Organism: Rotaria sp. Silwood2
Lineage: Eukaryota; Metazoa; Rotifera; Eurotatoria; Philodinida; Philodinidae
Source: the annotation of a GenBank genome assembly